Molecule: messenger RNA, 1668 nt
Organism: Habropoda laboriosa
Lineage: Eukaryota; Metazoa; Arthropoda; Insecta; Hymenoptera; Apidae
Product: glutamate receptor 2-like
Exons: 7
Coding region: 1-1668 (555 amino acids)
Cellular component (GO): membrane
Molecular function (GO): glutamate-gated receptor activity
Source: RefSeq, a predicted model, not a curated record
AUGUACGAGUGGUCCCGUCUUCUCGAACGCGAGAACGUUCCAACUUUGAGCAGCUCUUACGACAACAUCUACACGCUGACAGAGUAUUACAACACCCUUCGUCCGUUGGUCAUCGUUUUCAUACCAUCGCUCAAGUCGGUGUAUCAACUCUCGAACAGUACGCAAUCUUUGAAAAUGUCCUCGUUCGCGUGGUUCGUUAUAUUCGUGCAAACGCCGAUGCACGGGAAACAGGAUUAUUGCUUCGAUCCACGUGGAAAUCUUUUACAUCUGAUGUUCGACACGGAAAUGUUGGUGAUGUGCUACGACGAUCCUAUUCUCCGCGAAUGGUACUCGAUAGACGGGAAGAACACGGAGAUGUUCGACUUGAUCAAAUGGCACCCCGAUAGAGAAUCGUCGGAAGUAAUCCAAGUAUUGACGGAUCUGAGUUUGUACGAGAGAAGAAACGAUCUGAGGGGCAAAGUUUUACGAGCUGUCAUUGUCAAGAACUCGAUUCUCAUCAUGGUGAAGAAUAACAAAUUGGAAGGAUAUUUGAGCAGAACGAUCAUCGAACUGGAGAAUGCUCUCAACUUCACCGUCCAAGUCGUCGCUCAAGCACUCGAGCACGGAAGCUUCAACAGGACAACGAAACGUUGGUCCGGAGCGGUAAAUUUAGUGGCUUCGGGUGAAUUAGACAUGGGGAUAUCUGAUUUUUCCAUGACCAAUGUCAGGCUAGAUUACGUCGAUUAUACAGUACCUAUUCUAACAAUCAGAAGCUGUUUAUACUUGAAACAACCGCAAGUCUUCUCUGUGAAAUGGUUCGCGUACUUCAAGACUUUCAACUUUGCACUCUGGAUGUCUGUGAUUAUCACGAUAAUAAUUGCUCAGAUUGUUCUGGCGUUCAUCAGAUCUCGUAUAGAAUCUUCGAGUAUAGAGCAAAAUAUCUCCGACGAGUCUCUGCGAAUUUGGGGUAUUUUCUGUCAGCAAGGUGUCGCAGGUAAAAAUUUACUUCAAGAAUUUCCACGGAAUUCGUCGCUCAGACUGGCAUACUUCACCAUGCUCUUUACCGCUAUGGUGAUAUCAGCUGCUUACUCUGCCUCCUUGAUAAGCUUCGUGACAGCUCAUGUCCGAGAUCAACCCUUUCACACUGUCGACGAGUUCCUCAACGACGGCACCUAUGGUAUAAUCGUCACGAGAGGUACCUCGGAUUACGACAUGCUCGUAUACUCCAAAGACACGUUGUCUGUGAAGAUGAGAAAGAUGCUAAGGCCGAAGCAUACAAUGCCGCGCGAUUUGAAAAGCGGAUUUCAAAGUAUCUGCGACGACUCAAAAUUGGCGUUCUACACGGGCUACAUACCAGACCUGAAGAAAAGAUCGACAGGCUUCAGCGUUCCGUGCAGAAUCAGCCGCGUCGAUUUCGACCGAAUGGAUAGCUUGUCCUUUAUCCUGCCGAAAAAGAAUCAGUACACCUCCGUUUUGAAUUACUAUUUGCAGAAGUUGCUGAGCACCGGCGUACUGAACCGGUUCAAGAACGAGGAAAAUUUUGAGGAGGAAACCAGAUUCCAGGCGGUUUGUUUCAGUAGCAUCUUGUCUGUGCUAAUAAUCUUCGUUUGCGGGUCCGCGCUGUCACUUGUAAUACUGAUACUAGAGAUAUACUCCGACAGGUGUAAAGAUUUCGACGAUCUCGAUUGA